Molecule: messenger RNA, 3028 nt
Organism: Haemorhous mexicanus (house finch)
Lineage: Eukaryota; Metazoa; Chordata; Aves; Passeriformes; Fringillidae
Gene: C29H19orf44
Product: chromosome 29 C19orf44 homolog
Exons: 8
Coding region: 196-2049 (617 amino acids)
Source: RefSeq, a predicted model, not a curated record
CGCUGCGCGGAGCCAAUCAGUGGGUGGGAUAUUGGCGAGUCGCGGGCUCCAGGAGCCGGCCGCGCGCCGCCCGCCCUGGCCCGGCCCAGAGAAGCCCCGGCCGCCUCAGGCUGGGCGGACCCGACGGCGUUCUCUCCGACGCUGUUCCGUCCCGUGCCGUCUGUCCUGCGCCCUUCCGCUCUCGUCCCGUCCCGGAUGGCCGCGGUCUUUCGGGCACCCGCGGGCCGAGGGCAGGGCCACAGCCAUGUACCCCCCAGGACCAGCACCCGUGGUGACCUAACGGUGGUGGACACAGAGCUGGAGAACGCUGGAAGAACUCCGUCCCACCACGGCAGGUUCCUGAAGGCGUGCGAUGGAGACGCUGGUGGGAUGCAGCGGUGCCCGAGGCCGGGAAGCACCGUGCGGGCACGGAGCAGCCGUGCAGCCGUGAGCACUCCGGGCAGCGCCGCCCACACGCGGCUAAGAUCAGUCCUGAAUAAAGUGGCGCAACUAGAAAGCAAAAUCAUGGGUCAAAAAAAGCACCUGGAAUUGCAGAACACUGACUCGGGCCUGAAGCCUUUGGCUGAGGAGUGCACCUCAUCUGCCUCUGGGCAUGAAGGUAGUGCCAGGGGCAGGAGGUACUGGAAGAAUUAUGAUACCACCAGUGAGAACGGGACCCGCAGGGAUGCCUGUUCUGGCGAAGAGGAAAGCAUGCAAAGCCCUAAAAGGAGUGUUAUGGUUAAACAACAGCUUGAUCUGGAUAGUGAUGAAGAGGAAAUGAGAGAAUUGAUGGAGAGCUCUUUGUGGUUUUCCAGUGGAAGUGGGAAUCAGAAGGUUCUGAGUAAGACUCCAGUUCCAUCAGGAAAGGGUCCUCUACCUCGUAAGGAAGUUUCAUCAGCAGAGUUAUCUAAAGCAUCUUCUCACAACAAAGACUCAGAGGAAAGUCUGUUUAGUAGAGUUAAUUCACCAGCACCUUCACCCACCAGCAGAAACCUGUCAGGACAUACCACAAGAUCUCAACUGCUGUCAUCUUCCACGAAAGACAACACUGUAAAGCGCACUCUGCCUAAAGCAGGCUACACCAAGCAAAUCCAAGAAUCCCUUGAAAGCGACAGAAGUGAAAUAAAGUCUUUAGAUGAAUUAUUUUCUGAAGGAGCUGAUGCAGAAGAUCCAUCCAGCAGCAGUUUGAAAUACUUUGGACUGAAUAUCAUGAGCCUUGAUGAUUUGGCACCAGAUACUACCAGUAAGGCGGCAGAAUUAAAGCAGAAAGGAAAAGACAUUCAGUUUACUCAGGAAUCAAACAAAUAUGUGAAAAAAGAUACAUUGCUGGUGGAAGAGGACCAAGCUGCUCUAAAAAUGACCAGUGCAAUAACUGUGAGUGAUUCUUCUCAAGAGGAAGUUGAAAAAUGUGUCUCUGAAGCUGAAAUCUCUGAACAUUUAAGUGGAGUUUCCUUAGAUUUCCCUCCACACAAACAGGAUUAUCUUAAUCAGAAUGAGAGUACUCUUAAUUCAGAAUAUUCUGAAGACUUUGAAAGGUCUCUGUCUGCAACAGACAGGGAAUCUGUAGAUGGACAUUCUGAGAGCUGCAGGUGUUCUGGAGCACACCCAUCUUCAGGGUCAUCCCCGUUGGUCACCCCAGAGCAGCACAGGCGGGGGCACCACGUGGCCGUCACAGAAACUGCAGUGCAGACAGCAGAGCCUCCCUUCUCCUGCUGCUGGGCAAAGGCAAACCCCGCCGCAGUGCUCGGCGCACCUGUCGGAACCACCUACAUUGAUCCAGUGCCAAUUGCCAGUCACGUGAUCAGCAUGGAUGCAGUAGAAGCCCUGACCGCGUACAGCCCCUCGGUUCUUGUCUUACACACCAUGUGCAAGCAGCACCUGAUGCUGACCCAGCAGUUUGUCGAGAAUGUUCACCACCUUCACACAGCCCUCGUGGAGUCAUUAGAGCAUGAGAAGUUCCAUUAUCAUACUCUGGAAGAGGCUAAAGAGUACAUCAAGAAUCACAAAUCCCCACCUCUAACAAUUGAGCAAGCGCUUGAAGAAGUUCAGAGAGAGCCCAGGAGAAAUUAACUGCUUGGACAGUUAUUGAACUUCAAGUGACAUUUAUAUUCACAGCUUUAAGGCUGAAACAAGAAACCUUUCCAAGUUGCACAGAUGAAAGGUUAUAAACUGCAUUGAAAGAAUUCAUACAAAUUGCUACGUUAGUAUGAAUUAGUUAGUACAAGCUGCUAAUUAUAUAUAUAUAUUUAUUUUACUUUUCUAUACCUGAAUGUUUUACUUAUCAGGAACCUUCAGCCAGACUGUGUCGGCAAAAGAGACAUCAAGAUAACACUUCUGUGUAAUGGGACUGUGAUAAGUCAUCAGUGCAUACAUUUAUCCAGUGAAUUGUGAGAUCUGUGAUCUCAUCUAUGAUGGUGGUAGAAGUGAAAGUCUAUACUACAGCCCCUGAGAAAUACAACCACAGCAGAAAAUUACCAUAUCCUGACUUCAGUGCCAUUAUCCAAACAGCAUUUCUGUAUAAUCAGCCUUGUCAGAUUACAACAAACCCAAACACACGCUUGGGUGUGUUUAUUAAGAUAAAUUCAAAACAAGGAAGGCUUAUAGUCAAGCUUCAGGAAAUCUCAGCUGCAUUUUUAUUUUAAAAAAAUUGUUUAUUGGAAGGCAAAACGACAACAUUCACAAGUUGGUAACAUACAGGUGUUGUAUGCUGAUUCACCGACAGGUACAGUUCCACAACUACAGUAGAUCUAGAACAAACUGAUAUUCCACCAUAUUAACUGAAUGGUUUUAAGAGGGUUUUUGCUCUACAAACAAACAACUGGAAAAGGGAACCGCCACGCAGACCUGGGGAGUGCAAGUGCAGUGUAAGGGCCUAACAGCUCUAGCUGGUGGUCUCUGGAAACAGUUACAAAAGGUUUCUUUUUUCAUUUGGAUUACAGCAAGUUUCCAAGAACAUCUCAUUCAUAGAAACAUGUAGAGCAGAGAAAAUGGAUUCCCUUCUAUUGAACUAAUUAGCUUUUAUUAAAGGGUAUAUACAAAAAUAUAAAAA